AUGGCGGCGAGAUUGGAGCGCUUCCUGAACUCUAGUUCCUUCUUCUUCCUUUGCUUGAUUUGCCUCUGCCUCAUCCUUCUCACCCCGGCCGAUGCCAUCUACCAGUGCUGGGAGACCAAACGACUCACGAACAUCUUCUUUAUCGCCGGUGCCUACGUCAUCACCUUUAUACUUGCAAUCCUCAUCUAUGCGACUCGAAUUUACACCAAUCAGACCGCCUUGGCCGGAAUACCAAAGGCGUGGAUUCCCAUUGAGAAGGAAGAUGUCAACAAGAGCGUCAGGCGCCUGGUAAUGCAGGGCCUUGCCCGCAGCGCAGUCAUCUCGUACCAAGCUCGUCCACGCGACACUUCAGAUGAAGCGGAUAGCUUUUCGAACUACACAGAUCUUCUGGUCGAUCGUGAUCACCCGCCAUGGGGUUUCGUGGAGCAUCCGGGCUGGUCAUCCCCCACGUCCCCCGAUCUACCCAACCUCCCCUAUCGAACAGUCAUCCAGGAACUUCCGAACUUGAUUGAAGCCAAGGCCGUGUCGAUAGCCCCCGCCGAUGAUUCAUUAUCAAAUGCAGCAGACCCAUUCCCGGACACCCGCGUUGUGGAAGCACUGCAGAGGCCAGCAUCGAUGGGUCUCAGGCAGUAUAUUCGGCAUCUCACAGACCUGGGUGUCAUCAAAUCCUCAGAACUCGCUGCGGAUUUUCUGGCGCUGUAUGAACGCGCGCGCUUUUCAUCGCAUCAGCUCCAUGAAGCCGAAUUUCGAGAGCUCAUGCAUCUUUUCGCCGAGAUUUUGAGAGGAAUUACAUCUCUGGCCCCACCCAUCCUCGAGGUGAUUCGCGACAGCGCAAGUUACCGUCGCGCAGAUACCGAGUCGGUCAUUGGACCCUCGGAUGAAGAGGGUGAAACGGAUACCGUGGACCACUUUGGAUACGAAGGCACAUUCACGCCGAUGCGGAGCAACAGUCUUCGCCCGUCCAACGCGUCGACCUGGGAAACCCAGUCGGGCUAUGAUACGGCUCCUGCAGUGCAGAGCCCGGCCUCUGGACUGUCGGUCGGAAGUGGCUCAUAUACGGGACCGCGAUCUGUACGUACACCGUCGAUUCGGUCAUUCCGGCGUGUGCAGUCAGGUCAAUCUGGCAGCUCUGGGGGCAGUGUGAUUCGCCUGGCGCCAACCCACAGCCCCGCAGAUUUGCCGUAUACCAUUCACUACGCAGGCCAUGGAAGCUGA
Molecule: messenger RNA, 1215 nt
Organism: Penicillium cataractarum
Lineage: Eukaryota; Fungi; Ascomycota; Eurotiomycetes; Eurotiales; Aspergillaceae
Exons: 1
Coding region: 1-1215 (404 amino acids)
Source: RefSeq, a predicted model, not a curated record